Molecule: messenger RNA, 351 nt
Organism: Cariama cristata (Red-legged seriema)
Lineage: Eukaryota; Metazoa; Chordata; Aves; Cariamiformes; Cariamidae
Product: LETM1 domain-containing protein 1-like
Exons: 3
Biological process (GO): intracellular monoatomic cation homeostasis
Cellular component (GO): mitochondrial inner membrane
Molecular function (GO): ribosome binding
Source: RefSeq, a predicted model, not a curated record
GUCCCUGGUGUGCUGCCUCUCCACAAAAGCCAGCUCCAGGUCCAUCCUCACCGCCCUGGUGUCAAAAGCAAAGCAAAUCAAUGGGAGGUACGAGAAGUUUUUGGAAAGGACAUUCCCCCGUUUCUACGUGCUGUAUGCGACUUUCACAAAAGGAAUCCAAGCGCUCUUCCUGGAAGUAAAAGAAAUAAGAAAAAUCAAAUCUAAAAUGUCCCAUCAGAGACUGAGCGUUCAGCACCUUCCCUACCGGGAGAUGGAGAGGCUGCGGCAGUUUCGCAGGGACUUAAUCAAAGUCAUUCCCAUCGGAAUUAUCGCCAUCCCGCCCUUCGCCAACUUCUUGGUCAUCGUUCUGAU